UUUGUCUGGGUUUCAUUUUAGAAAAAGCAUCUUCUCGGCUUAAGUCAUGACCUGUUGCCCGGUGAAGCGCCCAGUAGUUGGGCGUCCUCGACUUGGCGGCGGCGUUGCUAUGCCAACAAGGCGUGACUCAGCAGCGAUCCUCGCGUAAUCGGCUCGCGCAGGUAAAGGCGGCAGUACGUGGCUCCGUGCGGCGUAGCAGAUUGUGGACGCGAUCUUCGUGGAGCCGGUUCGCAAGCAAUAUUCCGCAGACGACUUAUGAGAUGAUGAUAUAGAGGCAAUAGCGCCUGCUGAUAUUAAUAUGACACAACAAGUUCCAGUCCCACGGGCUUCAUAUUCCCGAGCUCGGGAAAACCUCAUCAAGGCAGUUCCUUCUAACCUCAUCUGCUCACUCACUUGUGGAGGAAAAGAAUGUCGGUAUGAGGUCCUUAACAACUGGACCUUAGAGCAGCAAGCAAUUCGAGGACUCUACUCAACAUGGAUAACGGAUAAUAUUCUUGCUAUGGUACGGCCAUCUACACCUCUAAUAAAGGAAUAUAAGAUUAUAGAACAAUUUUCACAAUGUAACAUCAAGUCUGUUAUCAAUAUGCAAAUUCCAGGGGAGCAUGCCCAUUGCGGAUCACUUCUUGAACCAUCCAGUGGAUUUUCAUAUUUGCCAGAAGUCUUCAUGGAUAAUAAUAUAUUUUUCUUCAACUUUGGCAUGCCAGACUUUGGAGUGUCAUCUCUAAUACGGAUGCUAGAUAUGGUCAAAGUAAUGGCAUUUGCUGAGAAGGAGGGAAAAGUGGCAGUGCACUGCCAUGCUGGAUUGGGAAGGACAGGUGUCCUCAUUGCUUGUUACUUGGUUUAUGCUGCUCAUGUGAAUGCAAGUGAAGCCAUCCACUUUGUCAGGUUAAAGCGCCCUUCUUCUAUUCAAACCCAAGCUCAGAUAAACUUAGUCUAUGACUUUGCCCAGUUCCUUGCUUCCCACUUUGUCAUGUAUGCUACUGUGGACAACAGCACAUACCGUUUCACUCUACAACAGUACCUUAUACGUCAGAAGCAUUUACUACAUGGGGAUGAAGCUCGUAAACUUAAAAAUAUUCCAAAACUUGUGCAUGUAAUUUGCAAAAGAUUAAUUAUGAUUGCACUCAAUAAGACAGAUUAUAGUGCUAUGCAGGAGCAAAUGGAACUUGAAGCAAAAAGAAGACACUUAACCGAAAUGAUAAGACAGACAUUAUCUAGACAGAAGCCUCUAAGCACCAAGGCCAUGUUUAAGGAUCCAGAUAACUUUUUACAUCCAUCAAUUAACUCCUUUAAUUUUUGGAAUGAAAAUGAACAGUUACUGGAGCAAAGAAGAGGAUUACUUUGGACUAAGAGAAGCCACAGUGAUUCUGAUCUCAGGAAGAUUGUCCUGGAAGAGAAAGUAAAGAAUUUACACAGCUCAAGAAUUCCAGUAACAAAAACAAACUCCUCCAGUUCUACAGUGACCAGAUGGAAACAAACAGAAACUUUACUUACUCAAGAACAGGGUGCUGAAAAAAUGCACAAAGACUUAAAGAUUCUUAGUGAAAGAAAAAUGUCUUGUCAAACAGAAACUUUGUGUGUAGGCAAUGAGUUGAAAAAUUCCAGUUUUACAAAAUAUGGAACGAAUAAGGCACCUUGUUAUAAGAGGAGUGUUACAGUAAUGGAGAAGAGUUGGCCUGACUGUGAUUCCCCAAAAUCUCAUAUGUCAGACCUGUCAAAGGUGGUUGCUAUUGCAAUGGCAGCAGACGGAUGCAUUGGGAAAGAGUUCCAGAGAAAAACUCGAUGGUUUCAAACUGAGAUGAAUAAGCCUGAACGUGCCUGGGGCUUGCUGUUGUCCGAGACAGAUCCUAAAGUCCUGAGUUGCUUGCUGUGGUGUUGGUUUGAACAACUUAAGGAACCAGUUUUGUCAUCUGCAGAUAUAGGACUGUUGUCAUCAAGUGAAAAUAAAUCAAAACAUCUCUGGGCUUUACAGAAGUGCCAGGAAGAAACAAUAUUCUGCAUCCUUGAUUGUAUAUGUCAGAUUACCAGCAAGCCCCUGAGCUCAGAAGAGGCUAUCAUUUCUCGAAUGAUCAAAUCUUUUACACAGUGCUCUGAAAAAGCAAAGCAGUAUCCUAGACUGUCAGGACUCUUCAAGGACAUUAUUAAAGAGAAAAGGAAAUUACAGUUUACGUCUUAGUUGGACUGCAUUAACUGAUAUAUGUCUAAAUUCUAUUAUGAUAAUGGCACAGACUGUAAAUCCCGCUGCUUGAAAUAGUGUUUAAAACUUGGCUGUUACAUAUACAGUGUGGCAUAAAGGCUAGAGCAUUAAAAUGGUCAUCCUAAAAGGUUUCAAAUUCAGUCUUCACCUCCAAAUCAUUGUGUCACCCUAAGUAAGCCACUUUACCAGCUGGUGCAAGGUUAACUGUAUAUUGUGCAUCUGUACUUGUAAAGCCAUCUGAGAGUUGCUCUUUAAGUACAAUGGGUUGUUAAAUGAAUGAUAUACCUCAUAAUAGA
Erpetoichthys calabaricus (reedfish) is the source of this 2493-nucleotide messenger RNA. RefSeq lists its product as uncharacterized. NCBI's taxonomy places the organism in Eukaryota, Metazoa, Chordata, Cladistia, Polypteriformes, Polypteridae. The transcript has 13 exons. The coding region runs from base 299 to 2176 and encodes 625 amino acids. Gene Ontology annotation, molecular function: protein tyrosine/serine/threonine phosphatase activity; protein tyrosine phosphatase activity. The record is from RefSeq and is a predicted model, not a curated record. Gene Ontology annotation, biological process: protein dephosphorylation; cilium assembly.